AUGGAGCAUCCACUUAGUGGUCGCUGUUUCGCUGAUACUGAUCGAGUUGCAAAAUGACUGGUCGUGGCAAGGGAGGAAAAGGAUUGGGAAAAGGAGGAGCAAAGCGUCAUAGAAAGGUUUUGCGUGAUAACAUCCAAGGUAUCACCAAGCCAGCCAUCCGUCGUCUUGCUCGUCGUGGCGGUGUGAAGCGUAUUUCUGGAUUGAUUUACGAAGAAACGCGUGGUGUAUUGAAGGUGUUCUUGGAAAACGUUAUCCGAGACGCUGUAACCUACACUGAACACGCCAAGAGGAAAACUGUGACGGCUAUGGAUGUAGUCUACGCCUUGAAACGUCAAGGAAGAACUCUUUAUGGUUUUGGUGGUUAAUUUCCUUUGCUGCAUCCUUCUACAAACAAACGGCCCUUUUCAGGGCCAACAACAUUUUCGACGAUGGAGUUUUCUGUUCCAAAGAACUUCCUAAUAAGAUAUGUAAAUCGAUAAAGUAAUCGUGAAAGGCAA
Messenger RNA from Bombus terrestris (buff-tailed bumblebee), 497 nucleotides. Its product is annotated as histone H4. Gene Ontology annotation, molecular function: structural constituent of chromatin; DNA binding; protein heterodimerization activity. Gene Ontology annotation, cellular component: nucleosome. The transcript has a single exon. Gene Ontology annotation, biological process: nucleosome assembly. Bases 54 to 365 code for a protein of 103 amino acids. Lineage: Eukaryota; Metazoa; Arthropoda; Insecta; Hymenoptera; Apidae. The record is from RefSeq and is a predicted model, not a curated record.